AUGUUUUCUUUACUUCUUUUGAGAAAUGUUUCGUUUUUGUCAAUUCCAACAACAAGACUCUCAAUGUCAUACAUCAGUGGUAAGAGCGGUUUGGCAUACUAUAAGACACCGAAUGCUGCGCUGAAAAUAUCCAAACAGUCUCUACAGCUGCAAAACCUUGUUUGUCAUACGGGUAAGCGUGAGUUUUCGGUGUCACUGACCGUAAUCGGUGGCGUGGCAGCGCGGCAAUGGUGGCUCAAUCGGACGCCCGAGACGAGGCAGCGGUACGUGAACGCGGCCUGGAUGCACCGCUUGGCCAUUGGCAUGACAGUGACCGUCGGACUAUGUCUGAUCGGAACGUUCCUAUCGUUUUACAUGGAACUUGACCCGUGGACUGACCUGUGGCGGCUGUUCAUUUUCAGCGACCGGACGUUCGAGGUAAGUGCUGACGAACAGGUGGCUAACACUCUGGCCGUGAUGAGCAAGUGCUGCCUCCUGGGAAUAGAACAUCCCACAUACAAGCGCGUGGCCAGCGUGGCGUCUCGGGUGCUGAACGCCAACAUCGAGGUGGACGAGAUCCGCAAGCGCCAGUGGAGUGUGGUGGUGGUGGACCACCCGAUGAUCAACGCGCUCGUCAUGGCGAACGGGUUCAUUUUCGUGUAUACCGGACUGACGGCCACGGCCAACGACGAUCAGCUUUCAAUUAUAGUCGGCCACGAGCUAGCGCACUGCUUGCUCCGGCACUUUAACCAUUUCGAAAGCGUCAACCUAGUCGUCCACUUUAUGUGCGCGUUGCCAUCGGCCGCGGUACUGUCGGCCGCGCUACCACUCCCUCUUGCGCUGUUUGCGGUCGUCGUGUGUCAACUCGUCUUGUAUGUGUGUGUGAAGCUGGGGACGCUGAGGGAACAAGAGGUGGAGGCCGACCGCGUCGGCUUGGAGCUGGCCGCGAACGCGUGCGUGGACAUCACUCAGGGUUACCGAUUCUGGGAAACACAGUCUAAGAUCAACGAUCCACCCACCCGGGCCUGGUGGCUGGAAACGCACCCAUCGGACAAGAGCCGGGCCCGACACUUGUUCAGCUUGAUACCUGCUACAAAGAAGCUCCAGAAACUGGCUGGAUGCUAUAUCUGA
Molecule: messenger RNA, 1110 nt
Organism: Metopolophium dirhodum (rose-grain aphid)
Lineage: Eukaryota; Metazoa; Arthropoda; Insecta; Hemiptera; Aphididae
Product: metalloendopeptidase OMA1, mitochondrial-like
Exons: 2
Coding region: 1-1110 (369 amino acids)
Biological process (GO): protein quality control for misfolded or incompletely synthesized proteins; mitochondrial protein processing
Cellular component (GO): mitochondrial inner membrane
Molecular function (GO): metalloendopeptidase activity
Source: RefSeq, a predicted model, not a curated record